This is a messenger RNA of Oncorhynchus nerka (sockeye salmon), 351 nucleotides long. NCBI's taxonomy places the organism in Eukaryota, Metazoa, Chordata, Actinopteri, Salmoniformes, Salmonidae. The record is from the annotation of a RefSeq genome assembly.
AUGAACUUAGUUACAACAAUCAUCGCUAUUACCAUCACACUGUCCGCAGUACUAGCCACUAUUUCUUUCUGACUACCACAAAUUUCCCCCGACGCAGAAAAGUUAUCCCCCUACGAAUGUGGAUUUGACCCCUUGGGAUCCGCCCGUCUGCCCUUCUCCUUACGAUUUUUUCUAAUCGCCAUCCUGUUCCUCCUGUUCGACCUAGAAAUCGCCCUUCUUCUGCCCCUGCCUUGGGGGGAUCAGCUCAAUGCCCCGACCCUAACACUCCUCUGAUCCACUGCCGUACUCGCCCUCCUUACUCUUGGACUAAUUUAUGAGUGAACCCAAGGAGGCUUAGAAUGAGCCGAAUAG